CUUCUGCUUCUGGUUGAAAAUUGGAAUUAUUUUACUCAUCUGUUACACAGCUGUGUGGAAUUUUUGGAGGAAACACUGAGUCUUUUUGAAGCAGCUUCUAUGGCGCAUGAGGAAGUGAACACUGACAGGAGACAAAGAGGACCUCACAGAGCAUCGCAACAAGGAAGGAAGCAAGAUUGGAGAUGAUCAUGAUGGCAGAAGCAGGAGCUGAACACCCUUCAGUGUCACUCCACAGCCUCCCAUGUGAAUCACACUGUUUUGGGGACACAGUGACCUCUUACUCUGAGGACUCAGCAGCAGUCAUGGAUAUGUGUGUAAAAAGCGAGCCUGAAGAUGAGCACAUUUCCCACCCUGAAUAUUGUACUGAGCUUCAGGGCUUCAGUUCUAAAGAGAUGGGCUCAGGGCUGCAUCUAGACACUGACCACAUUAAAACGGAAAUUGUCAUGGUCAAAAUUAAAGAGGACAGUGCUGAUGAACAGCUGUGCAGCACCACUGAGGGGUUCUGCCCUCCCUCACAAGAGUUAAACGUGUCUACUUGUCUUUUACCCAAACAAUAUAAAUCAGAGACAGGUGAAGUGAAGAUAGAGCAGCAUUCUCAGUUCCAUGAACCUUCUUGUACAGAAAAGAAAAUGAAUGUAGGUGCACAAUGUGGCUUAAAGGAGGAGUGCACAAAUAUACAGGUGAAUGAAUUAAGUACUUUUCCUUCUCUAUUAGAGACAGGUGAAGUUAAGGUAGAGCAUCAUUCUCAGUUAGAAGACUCAUCCAGUACAAAGACAGCAGUUGGUCAUGCUGUAGAUAACCUUCUACAUAAGAAUUUUAUGAAGCUGGAGAAAAGUUUAGUUUUUGCAGGAAAUCAAAAACCAUUUAAAUGUAGAGACUGUGGAAAAAGUGUUUCCCAAGCAGGUUCCUUAAAACAGCACAUGUGUGUUCAUUCUCGUGAGAAACCAUAUAAAUGUAGUAUGUGUGAGAAAAGUUUUUCUUAUGGAGGUCACUUAAAAGUCCACAAAUGUGUUCAUUUUGUUGAAAAACCAUUUAAAUGCUGUGACUGUGGAAAGAGUUUUUCCCAAGGAGGUCACUUGAAAGAACACCAGCGUGUUCAUUCUGGUGAGAAACCCUAUAAAUGUUCUGAAUGUGGGAAAAGUUUUUCUAGAGCAGGAACCUUAAAAGAGCACCUGCGUAUCCAUUCUGGUGAGAAACCGUAUAAAUGCAUCGAAUGUGGAAAAAGUUUUUCCCAAAGAGGUCACUUAAAAGAACACCAGAUUAUUCAUUCUCGUGAGAAGUCAUGUAGUGAUUGUGGAAGAAGUUUUACCAAAGAAGACCAGUUAAAGCGACACCAGGUAAUUCAUUCUGGUGAAAAACCAUACAAAUGUAGUGACUGCGGAAAAAGUUUUUCUUAUGGUAAUGCCUUUAAGGUCCACUUGCGUGUUCAUUCUGGAGAGAAACCAUAUAAAUGCAGUGAAUGCGGAAAAAGUUUUUCUUACGGAAAUGCCUAUAAACUCCACCUGCGUGUUCAUUCUGGAGAGAAACCAUAUAAAUGUAGCGAAUGUGGAAAAUGUUUUUCUCGUGGAGGUACCUUAAAACACCACCAGCGUGUUCAUUCUGGUGAGAAACCAUUUAAAUGUUGUGAAUGUGGAAAAAGUUUUUCCCAAGGGGUUCACUUAAAACAGCACCAGCUCGUUCAUUCUGGUGAGAAACCGUAUAUAUGUAGUCAGUGUGGAAAGAGUUUUUCCCAGGCAGGUUAUUUAAAACUCCACCAGCGAGGUCACUCUGGUGAGAAACCAUAUAAAUGCAGUGAAUGUGGAAAAAGUUUUUCUCUUCCUAGUGUCUUAAAACAGCACCAGCUUAUUCAUUCUGGGGAGAAACCAUAUAAAUGUAGUCAGUGUGGAAAAAGUUUUUCUUAUGGAGGUCACUUAAAGCAGCACCAGCUUGUUCAUUCUGGUGAAAAACCAUAUAAAUGCAGUGAAUGUGGAAAAAGUUUCUCUCAGGGAGGUCACUUAAAAAAACACCAGCGUGUUCAUUCUGGUGAAAAACCAUAUAAGUGCAGUGAAUGUGGAAAAAGUUUCUCUCAGGGAGGUCACUUAAAGAAGCACCAGCUUGUUCAUUCUCGUGAGAAACCAUACAAAUGUAGUCAGUGCGGAAAGACUUUUGCUUUGAGAAAGUAUCUAGAAAGCCAUGAGAGAAUUCAUUCUGGUGAGAAACCGCAUAAAUGUAGUGAAUGUGGAAAAUGUUUUUCUCAAGCUGGUCACUUGAAAGAGCACCUGCUGAUUCAUUCAGGUGAGAAACCAUAUAAUUGUAGUGAAUGUGGAAAAAGUUUUUCUCACGGAAGUACCUUAAAACUCCACAAGCUUGUUCAUUCUGGUGAAAAACCGUAUAAAUGUCAGUGUGGCAAGAUGUUUUCCAGAGCAGAUCACUUAAAACAGCACCAGCGUAUUCAUUCUGGUGAGAAACCAUACAAAUGUGAUCAGUGUGGAAAGAGUUUUUCCCACAGAAGUACCUACAACCAUCAUCAGGUUGUUCAUUCUGGAGAGAAACCAUACAGAUGCAGUCAGUGUGGAAAAAGCUUUUCUAGAGGAAGUCACCUAAAAGAGCACCAGUUUGUCCAUUCUGGCGAGAAGCCGUAUAAAUGUGGUGAAUGUGGACAAAGUUUCUCUCAUUCGAGUGUUUUGAAACUGCACCGACGUGUCCAUUCCGUUGAAAGACCGUACACGUGCAUUGAAUGCGGAAAAUGUUUUUCCAGAGGCGAUUACUUAAAACUCCACCAGCGUGUUCAUUCUCACGAGAAACCAUAUAAAUGUGAUGAAUGUGGAAAAAGUUUUUCCCGCGGAAGCACCUUGAAGCAGCACCGGCUUGUCCAUUCUGGUGAGAAACCGUACGAAUGUGCUGAAUGCGGGAAGAGUUUUUCCAGAGGAGGGCACUUAAAACUCCACAAACGUGUCCAUUCUGGUGAGAAACCCUACGAUUGCAGCGAAUGUGGGAAGAGUUUUUCACACAGAAGUUCCUUAAAACAACACCAGUUUGUUCACUCUGGCGAGAAACCCUUCACAUGCACUCAGUGUGGCAAGAGUUUUGCUCUGAGGAAAUGUUUAAAAAGCCACGAGAGGAAACACUGAAGGAUUUGAUGUAAAUUUCUACUGUGUACAUACUGACCAGUGAACCCCCUGCCCUCCAAGCUGAUGAGAUGCAGCUGGAGCAGAGUGAAAUUAAACUGUUAAAUAUAUGCUACGUAAUGAAAUCAGUUUUUACGAAGGAAAUAAACUGAUGCUUAUUUGAAUUGAAAUGAAUUUGUGUGGGCCGUCAGAAAGUCUGUACUUACACUCCGUUCUCCUAGAUAACCUCUGGAACCCUGACCUGAGGCUUGGUCCUCUGUCCAAUCUGACCCAGUGUUCUUCUUCUGAACCUUGAACUCCCUCCUUCACAUAACCAUCCCAAAAAGACUUGCUUGUUUUUCCUGCAUAUGUCAUGUCUGUACUAAUAUGUGUAGAGUACUUUCCAGCAGUUUUAUUCAAUCACCUUUUAUUUGAGGUUUUUUUAACAGACUGACAGAACCACAGAUGUUCGGCAUCUUAUGAGGUGGUUCCCACAGGAAUGGCUAUGUUUUGAGAUUAUUUCCACACCUUGGACACAAAAUGUUUUUCCAUGUCUGAUGUUUCAAACUUUCAUCCAGGAGAGCAGCAGCAGAUCUCGGCCAUGUGUAGGAAGUUCACUUUUUACCCAAAUCCUGUUAUACUGGGUGACAAAAUGUACAAAAACAAGUAUAAUUAGCUAUUUUGUGUUGAUGCUUUGUUGUAACGUAUUGAAUCUUGAGUUAAAUACCAUUAGAGGCGGAAGUCACUGAUGUGUCACGGCUUCUGGUCUGUGUGUUUGGAUGUGUGGUGGAAUCUGUGUGUAUGGCAUUUGCAUGUUCUCCCCAUGUUCAUGUGGGUUUCUUCCCACAGUCAAAAGUUUUGUUUAUGUGCGUGAGAGUGUUUGACCGUUGUCCCACCCAGAGUGUAUCUUCUCUUGCCUCCAGGAUAGGCUUUGAACCAUCGCGAUCCUGGAAAGGACAAGCGAUUACUGCUAGUGACUGGAUGAAUGAGGUAUUAGAUGUUUUCCUGUGCAGUGUAGUCUAAGUAGUCGCUAAUUCUUUACUCAUUUCACCUGAACAUAGACA
Molecule: messenger RNA, 4150 nt
Organism: Scleropages formosus (Asian bonytongue)
Lineage: Eukaryota; Metazoa; Chordata; Actinopteri; Osteoglossiformes; Osteoglossidae
Product: zinc finger protein 345-like
Exons: 3
Coding region: 183-3110 (975 amino acids)
Biological process (GO): regulation of transcription by RNA polymerase II
Cellular component (GO): nucleus
Molecular function (GO): RNA polymerase II cis-regulatory region sequence-specific DNA binding; DNA-binding transcription activator activity, RNA polymerase II-specific
Source: RefSeq, a predicted model, not a curated record